UUAGCCCAAUGCCAGGUGUGUACUAUGCAUUCAACAAAUGUUAGCAAUUCUUAAUAGUACAUAAUAGUUUUAAAUCAAUGUUUUAAAUCAAUAGUUUUAAAGCAAUGUGCGUGGGCCAGGGCACUGUUCUUUCUCUGGCUUAAGGGGCAAAUGAAUAGGUUCUGGAUUUGGGCCAGUCCAUGGAAAGUCUAUGUCACCUACUGGCAUCUGUGCACUAUUUAUUUAUUCAUUUAGUACACAUUUAUCGAGCAUCAAUUAUGUGUGUAGCCCUGUGUUCAGCACAUAAUCCUUUGAUCUCGGGUGUUCGUGCAUGUCUGUGUACAAGGCUGGCACUAGCACACACAGUGCUACACCAGGAAAACCCAUUUCUCAACACUGCCUCUCCCUCCGAAACUGUGGGGAGUACUUGCCCAAGUUUGGGAGAGUCAUUUCGUGGCCAUCAGAGACUAAAAUCUAGUUCCCAGAUUAGUUUAGGAAACAGAGGCCCUUUCCAGCCCACAGUUGCCUCUGUAUUAGGGAUACAACUUGUCAGUAUGGUUUCAUCCACACACAGGUGCUCUUUUCCUUUCUGAAGAGCUGUAUUUCAAGGUUUAAUAAAGUAGCUCUUGAAUAAGUCUAGAACAGUGGUUCUCAACUCUGACUAUAUUAGAUCAUCAGGAAAGCAUUUCAAAAAUACUGAUGUUGGAGCCCCGCCCCUGACCAAUUAAGUAAGCAUUUAUGUGGGUGGAACACAGGCCUCAUAGUGUCUUUUAAAGCUCUCCAGGUGUUUCUACUAUACAGACACUCUAAUAUAUAGGCAGUGUCCUCGCAGUGCUUUCAAAAUGCUAAUGCACACUGGAUUCAUCUGGGGAUCUUGAUAAAAUGCAGAUUCUGAUUCAAUACGUUAAAUGGGGUUGGAAAGUCCCCAUAUCUAACAAACUCCCAGUUGAUGUUAAUACUGCCAAUCCCUGGACCACAUUCGGAGGUGCUCUGGGAUUCUGGUCAUCCGCUGGUCACUGGUUACUCCGGUUACAGCCAGAGGCCUGGAAGUUACUUUUUCCCUUCAUUCUCUCCUCAUCGGCACCCUACAGACUCUUGGUCACUAGGUCUUGUUAAUUCCAUCCCACCGCUGGCUGGCUCCCUACAGCUCCUAUCCUCUCUUGAUGCAGUGUUUCGCCACUCUCCUCCCUGUUCACCCACCAUCACUCCCCAUCCUGGCUGUGUUCUCUGCUAGACUGCCUCCUGAUGGGGCUUUCUCAUUCCUUCUUGCCUCUGCCCAUGUUGUUUUUACUCCGAAGAAAGUCCUUCCAGUCCUUGAUCUCUUAAGAGACCACACCAUCCCUGGAUUUCCUCUCUGCCUGCACCAAUCACCUAUGACGAUUGUCUAGGAACAAUAUGCCCUUCUGGUUCGUUUCUGCCCUGCUCAGCGCCUAUCAUGCUCUCAGAAAAGUCACUAAAGUAACAAACAAAACCCUAACUCUGAAUAAGCAAGGCCAAACUAAGACCUCAGCUGCUCUCCUUCUGAUCAAAAUGAACAUUCCUUUGAGAUUAUGCAUCAGGCUUUAAACUCGCUACUGGGAAAAAAAAAAGUUGAUCAAAUUUAGCCAAGUGAGUACUUACUUCCUGUCUGGGUCGGAUGGCUUAAUACAGGCUCAAAAGUAGGCAACGGGACAGGAAUGAGAGGAUGGAUGCUGGCAGGAGCUUGAAGAUCCUAAGAAGCCAACUUGAGCCAACCAAGAUUCAAAACCUGUACUGCCUGAGACCAACAUCACCCGGGAUGAACUGUUCUUGCCAGAGACUCCUCUGUUCCUGACAGCACACCUCUCCCCAGAAGAGAAGAGGGAGGGGCCCCACUGAUCCAGCUCCAGCUUCUCCAGGAGGCGCUCCGGAUGCCACGUGGAGGCCGCGCUUCUGCCACAGCACGGUGUCGGAGCCGGUGAUUGGGAGCCUGCAGAAAUGGCUUUACUCAGCAACAUCCUAGCAGCCUAUUCCUUUGUCUCAGAAAACCCUGAGCGAGCAGCUCUGUACUUUGUUUCUGGCGUGUGCAUCGGGCUGGUCCUCACCCUGGCUGCCCUGGUGAUGAGGAUCUCUUGCCACACGGAUUGCCGGCGGCGUCCCCGGAAGAAGUACCUGCAGGACCAAGACAGCAGCAGCGACAGCAGCGACAGCGAGGAUGGCAGCUCGGACACAGCAUCUGACAUCUCUGUCCGGAGACACCGCCGCUUCGAGAGGAGUUUGAAUAAGAACGUGUUCACAUCUGCAGAGGAGCUGGAGCGCGCGCAGCGUCUGGAGGAGCGGGAGCGCAUCAUCAGGGAGAUCUGGAUGAAUGGCCAGCCAGAGGUGCCGGGGACCAGGAGCCUGAACCGCUACUAUUAGGGGCAGGACUGCUGGAAGGCCCCCGGAAGGGAGAGGGGCCUCAGGGAGGGUCGGCACAGAGAGCUGAACGCAGUUCUGCUAAGGUUACUGCUGGCUCCUCUGAUAAGCAGAACCACCCCCGUUGUCUCCUUUGUGAUGAAAUUUAUGGAGCAGUAGAAAAACCCAGUUGGUUCAUCAUCCUUUCCAGGCCUUGGAAUGGUGCUGAAAAACCCUCUCCCACCAUGUGGAUGGAGAGUAGAGAAACAGGACUAUGGUUUCUCUUGAUUUCUGAGGAUCUCAGAGUUUCUACAGACUUCAUUGCUAUGUGUUAUUCCUUUACAAAAGGAAAGGUGGUCAUAGCGUGAGGGCGGCUAGGAACAGCAGGGUGAACUUAACCCAGUAAAUGCAAUUUUCUAAGUGACUCCAUGCUGUGGAAGUGGUUCUGAUCCAAAUAGCAUGAGCCAUGCUUAUUAUUUAAGGCUGAUUUUUAAAAAUCUUGUGUUGCAAUGGCAACCUCGUCCAUUUGAACUGGCACCUCAGGGAUUAAAAUCCAAUUUUUAAUAUAGUUCCCACCUCAUUCAUGAAAAUGAAUAGAAUUAAUGUAUUAUGGGAGAUGUGUCAGUGAACUAGACAAUGACAGUAACCUCAAAGGAUGAAGGGUUUUAUUUUAAAUAGUUUAUAAGAUAUCUAUUAAUAUGCAUGUUUGAACAUGCUGCAUAAGAAUAAAAGCUGUGUUUUUUUUCCCUUUUGGAGACAAGAAAAUUUUGUUAUGACUCUAGAUAAUCAUGAUUUCAAACAUUUUGUUUAAAAAAGAAAAAUCCAAGUUUGGAUUGCCUAGAAAAGAAUGGGAAUGGGAGGUGAGGAAUAAAGCCAAAAUUAGGAUGGGAUAAAAAAAUAAAUGUUGCAUAAAAUC
Molecule: messenger RNA, 3247 nt
Organism: Hipposideros armiger (great roundleaf bat)
Lineage: Eukaryota; Metazoa; Chordata; Mammalia; Chiroptera; Hipposideridae
Gene: EVA1A
Product: eva-1 homolog A, regulator of programmed cell death
Exons: 4
Coding region: 1936-2355 (139 amino acids)
Source: RefSeq, a predicted model, not a curated record